AUGAUCACUUCAAAUGAAAAAAAUAUAUUACAUCUAAGGACUAAACUUCACGUUGAAAUGAAUCAUCUGCAAGCAUUAAAUCGAAUAGUGAUCAUGUUGCAUCGUAGACGUGAGGUCGUACCAUUCAAUGAAAUCCAGGGUGUCACUUCGACAAAUGUUUGUGCCUACUCCAAUGGUGAUGAUCAUUUUUUCUCGGUUGAACGUCAUUAUUAUCAUGGCAUCUUUUUGGGCUUCAAAUGGGAAUGUAUCGAAUUCGCCCGUCGAUGGCUUUUAAUGCGUAAAAGCUGCAUUUUUUCUGGCAUACCCUACGCUGCUGCUGAUAUAUGGACUAAAUUGCAAGCACUCGAACGUGUUACCGAUGGCAAACAAAUUCCCCUCAUCGCACAUCUAAAUGGCACAUCAGAUAAACCUAAACGAGAUUCCUUACUUAUCUAUCCACGUAGUCCAGCGUUACCAUUUGGUCAUGUUGCGAUUAUAUGUGAUGUUGUACCCGGUUACAUUCGUAUUGCUGAACAAAAUUAUGAAUAUUACAAUUGGUCGGACGAUUAUUCUCGGGAAAUUCCAUUGAGAUUCGAAAAUAAUUGUUAUUACAUCGAAGAUCAACAUGAAGUUUACGGAUGGAUGGAAAUUGAUGAUAUUGAAAAUUUAGAACCAUUGGACGAGACUAAACUUGAUUUGAUCUUGAAGCAAUAUCAACAAACCAAUUCGAUGGGCACAUUAGAACGAUGUGUAAUACCAAGCAAAACGUCCACGUUAUCAUUUGCAUGGUUGAAUGAGAAUGAUAAAGCUGAGCAAUUGUUUAUGCAACUAUAUGGAACAGAUUUGAUACGUACAGACACCAAUACUCUACCUUUUUACAAAGCGAAUCAAGAUUUACUGUUGAAUAUUGGCGGUGUAUCGAAUGAACUACAUGAAAUGUUUCUUCAUGCAACUGAAUAUGUUUUAGAAAAUGAUGAUGUUUUGAGACAUUUCUGCAUUCCGGAAGUGUUCUGGCCGAAAAUUCGUCAAUCGUGGUUGAAUGAAAAACAGUUAACGAUGACAGGACGAUUUGAUUUAGCUUUCAACGGAAAAGAAAUCAAAGUUUUUGAAUACAAUGCUGACAGUGCUUCCGCUCUAUUUGAAAUGGCUGUCAUCCAAGAGAAAUGGGCGCAAACGAUUAAUUUCGAACGAACAUUCAUGUCGGCAUUUCAACUGCACAACAUUCUGGUGAAGAACUGGAAGAAAUUCUUGUCGAUUAAACGUGUACAUAUUCUAAUCGAUACCGAUCAAGAAGAAUUAUUAACUGCUUAUUAUAUGCAGAAUGUUUUGAAAGAUGCGGGUAUUGAUUCGAAAAUAUGCAUCAUAACUAAUGAUCUGUAUUGGAAGGAUUCGAAGAUAGUCGAUGGUGACGGUUAUGAAGUUGAAUUAGUAUGGAAAUUAUGGAUGUGGGAAACAGUUUUUAGUAAUUAUCUUCAAUGUGAAAAGGAAGGAACUUUAAAUCGACAAAACAAUGGUGAACAUCCAUAUCUACAUCAGGUUCUCUUAAAUGAACACAUUAAGGUGAUCGAACCAUUGUGGAAAGUGAUUCCAAGCAAUAAAGCCAUCUUACCUGCCCUAUGGUUACUAUAUCCAAAUCAUCCAAACCUUUUACGUAGUGAAUAUAUUUUAACCGAUGAAUUAAAACAAGUUCCAUUUGUCAAGAAACCCAUCGUUGGCCGUUGUGGUCAUAAUGUCACUCUGUUUGAUGUUAACGGUGAAGCAGUUAUCCACGAAACUCAAGGAAUAUUCAUCGAUCGAAAUUGUAUAUAUCAAGAACUAUUUUCGUUAACAAAUUUCGAUGGAUAUUAUCCAAUUAUUGGAAGUUGGAUUAUUCAUGGUUUAUUUGGUGGAUUUGGUAUACGCGAAGAUAAAAAAUUGAUCACCGAUGCUGAAAGUCCAGUGACUGCUUGUUGUAUAGUUUGGAAAUAA
Molecule: messenger RNA, 1947 nt
Organism: Adineta ricciae
Lineage: Eukaryota; Metazoa; Rotifera; Eurotatoria; Adinetida; Adinetidae
Source: the annotation of a GenBank genome assembly